UAUAAAAAUCAUUAAAAUUGACUUAAAAUUUGAGAUCCUAGAGGACAGUCAUAUUUUUAUGGAUCUCAUAAACAAGACAAGUGAUGAAAGUGAGAUACCAAACUUAAAAAGUGAAUUCGAUACAAAAAUAUUUAAUGCUAUUAAUGGUAGCAUUAAUGAAAAAGACUUAACAACAAGUACAAGUGCAAGUACAGUUGAAGAAGAAACAACUAUAUCAUCAUCUACUACAAUUACAUCUACCUCAACUACAACAAGUACAACUACACCUACAAUGAGAAGGGGAAUUCUGGAGGAGGAGGAGAAGGAAGAAACAACAACUACAACAGCAGCAACUACAUUAAAAAAAGAACUUCUGGAAGAAGAUACAACGAAAACAGCUACAUCAACAACUACAACCCCAACCAAUCUUUUUGAUUUUAAUAGCGAAAAUGAAAGUGUUGAUCACAUAGAAAAUAAAAACAUAGGAGAUGAAAAAUCAGAAAAAAUUGAUAUGGGUAUAAAUGAUAGUGAGAGAGAAUUUGAAAACGUAAGUCGAGCACCAACAUUUAGUAAUACGUCACAAGAAUUAGUGUUGGGGAUCAGUGAUAGUGAUACAGAAUUUGAAAGUGUAAGUCGGGUUCCAAUAAAAAGGAACACUACUCAUAAAUUAAAAAGCACUGAAAACAUACACAACUCUCAAAUCGAAUUCACAAAGAGAGGUAUAAUUGAGAAUUUUAAGCAAAAAUUAGUUGAAAAUGAAAGGAGAAUAAUAGGGCAUAUGGAUUUGGGAAGAAGGGGUCUAAACAGAUUCUUUACCAUCCAAUACAAAACUGCUACAGUAGGAGUUAAAUGUCAUUACAAUAAUAUAUAUAGAAGAACACAUUCUAGGCGAAGUCUAAGUAAAUCUAAGCGUAUGAAUUUAAAAUAUUUAUCUAAUCGCCACCGCCACCAAAAAUCUAAACGCAUACUAAUACCCCCUUAGCAACUUUAAGAAUAAAUUGUUUUGAAUUUGCAGAAGUUUUAUCCCAAACAGUAAUUAAUGCAGAGAGACGAAAAGAUACGGUUGUCUAUGAAAAAAUAUCAAAAGAUGCUGAUCUUCUCUCCAAACAAGAGAGUAAAAGAGAAGAGAUAGAAGAAGAAGAAACAGGUUAUCUUAGUGAUUGUCCACAAAUCCAUGAAAUUGAAAUCGAUGAAGCAGAAAGAAUUAAUGGGAUAUAUUUAAGAAAGAGAAGUUUAGCAGCUCAAAUGAUGGUUGAAUAUUUAAAUAAAAAAGAAAGUCAGACUAGCACAGAUAAAAUACCAAUUAACGAUAUUAACGAUUUCAAAAUAACUAACAGUGAUAUUAUAUCAUAAUCUGAUUGAGUAGGGAAAUAUGAGUUUUUUCAGAAUAUAAAAAUAGAAGAUGAAAAUAAUAAUUCGAGUAAAUUAAAAAAA
Messenger RNA from Drosophila subpulchrella, 1413 nucleotides. Its product is annotated as cell wall protein DAN4-like. The transcript is spliced from 2 exons. Lineage: Eukaryota; Metazoa; Arthropoda; Insecta; Diptera; Drosophilidae. The coding region runs from base 59 to 961 and encodes 300 amino acids. The record is from RefSeq and is a predicted model, not a curated record.